Armigeres subalbatus is the source of this 3203-nucleotide messenger RNA. RefSeq names its product ubiquitin-conjugating enzyme E2Q-like protein 1. The record is from RefSeq and is a predicted model, not a curated record. The transcript has 8 exons. NCBI's taxonomy places the organism in Eukaryota, Metazoa, Arthropoda, Insecta, Diptera, Culicidae. The coding region runs from base 1460 to 2344 and encodes 294 amino acids.
UUCGAAGCGUUGCCGUGUUUGGAUCGUUGGUUCUCGCGCCGUGCGUGGAGGAAGUCUCGUCUAGUGCUCCAAGGAGUAGAGGAGAAUCUGCCUCCCCCGUUAUCGUCGCGUCCCAUGUGUUUUGCCGCUACCGUUUCGUCUCUAGGUUUUUUCUUCUGAUUCGCGCGAGGUAGUUGUCUUCAUUGAAGGUCUGUUUUGAUAACUGUUUGCAAACCGUGACGGAACAACCCAAACACUAGCGAAGCGUCGUUAAAGCUUGCACAUGGUCACAGUAGUAGUGGAAGUAGUAAAUCACAACCUGCAAGACUUCCAUUGGACAGUGAAAUCGGCGACUUAAUGGCGAACAGCAGAAGCUGAUAAGGACAACGACGACAUAAACACAGGAAGAGCAAAACUUCAGAGGAAGCAAUUAUCGCAUGGUGGAUCAGCGAACGUGAAGGAACAACGGAAGCUGUCCAACGAAACGGAUCUGGUCCAGCGAAAAGGGUCCUCGUGCACGAACAUUUUUAGACUGAAGGAAGAAAAAGCGCAGUGAAGCCACCUCAGCACACAACAGCAGCAGCUCCAGUUUCGGUCUCGGAACGAAAUCAAAUAGAAGAAGCGAAACUUUCUGCCAUCAGUCGAGUGGAGUACUUUGCCAAGAACUCCUACUACCUACCUGCGGUAUAUGCCAAGGACUGUCUCAAAAUUCAAACGGGUGGGAAAAGUUUCGCAGCACAAAUCUGACUGGACUACCUGUGGGUGUUCGGUGCAUCAAGGGCUAGCGUUAGAAGCUAAGUCGACAACGGCAGCGAAAAAAAGUGCUACCACCACAUGGAUGUGCCAUACAUUCAAUAUUGAACCAAACGUCUAAAGCUCUCGAGCACGUGCAAUCACUCAGUGAGCUUAUUAUCCCACAUCCAAAGACCAAUCCAAACUCCGGUCACACGUGGUUCUAUAAAAACGACCAAACAAGCAGAAAAUCGCCCGUUCACAGUACCGUACCGAACCCUCGCUUCUCGAAGGAAAGUGAAAAUCCUCACCCACACUGCCACUGAUUGUGCAACACGAGGGGACGACGGAUCCAAAUGGAGAAGCAAUAAACACCACGGAAGGUAAAUCGGAAGCAUACCUGCAACCACCAGCAGCGGCAGAUGGUGCUCGGCAAAUCGCCCGGAGAAACAGAAACCGCAAACGGAAGGAGCAGCGACGAUAAAAAUAAAAGGAAACACGUCGUCGGGCGCCGGAAAAAAGUAAACGCAUUUGUUUAAGUGGGGAGUUUUCAGUAUCAAUUUGUUUCGGGAGUGCUACAACACAGAUUUACAGUGGUGGUGGCAACCGAUCAAAAAAAUAGAAACGAAUAGCGAGCACCUAAGCACACAGUCAACAUCAUCAAUUCGAUCCAUCCAUCCUCAUCUUGGCCCCAGCGGGAGUUAGAGUGUGUAGUGCAAUAGGUAGGACGCGUCGAAGCUGCGACAGAAUGUCGUCCCGAUCGAAAGAUAAAGUAACGGCAGCGAUUAGGAAAUUUUUCAAAUCCCCCGACAAGAAGGAGAAAAACCAACAGAAAGACAAUGGUGCUUGUGGGGGUGGUGGCGGCCUGGCUGAUGCGCAGGGUGUCGUCAAUGGGUCAGGGGCGGGGUCAGGUGCCGAAGGUCCUCACCAUCCGAUGCUGCAUCCUCUCCCGGUGACGUUGGCAGUGGCGGGAGCGAUAGUUCCCAGCGGUAGCAGCAGUAGUAGUAACAAUAGCAGCAGUAAAGGCAGCACAGAUAGUCCCCUUCGAAGGCUACGAUGCGCCGUUGCUCCUAGUAAUAAUAGCUUAGUAAACGUUUCCGUACCAAAGCCUUUGGAUACCACAAUCCGAUCCAGACGACUGAUGAAAGAACUCAAGGAAAUCGAACGGAUACAGCACUCUCGAUCCGAUCCCUACUUUACCGUCGAACUCGUAAACGAUAACCUGUACGAAUGGCAUGCCCGUCUCUACCGGGUGGAUCCCGAUUCACCACUGGCGGAGGACCUCACCGAGCUGAACAUUUCCUUCAUCCUGCUGCAUCUGGUGUUUCCGGAUAAUUUUCCCUUUGCCCCGCCGUUCAUGCGAGUCGUGGAACCACGCAUCGAGAAAGGCUUCGUCAUGGAGGGUGGCGCCAUCUGUAUGGAGCUGCUCACGCCACGUGGUUGGGCCAGUGCCUACACGGUGGAAGCGGUCCUAAUGCAGUUCGCUGCUAGCUUAGUCAAGGGGCAGGGCCGAGUCUCGAGGAAACCAAAAUCCAAGGAGUUUAGCAGGAGAACGGCUGAGGAGGCUUUCCGGUCACUAGUCAAAACGCACGAAAAGUACGGCUGGGUGACGCCCGCCAUGAACGAUGGUUAAACAAGCCUGCUCAAAGCGAGGAAACGAGAAUAGCUCAAUCGAUUGAAUCAACUCAAUAAAACUGGAACAAACAAUACAAAUUCCAUUGCCUGCAGUGCUGUGGCAAUUGAAGUUAGAUCUUUAAGUACUCGGAACUCGCCAUUUUCGAAAAAUAAUGACUGCGUAUUGGAAAGUGCGUAUCCAACUCGUUACGGGGAUUAUUUUUUAUCUAUAUUUUGAAUUUUUUGGAAGCUAUAACAAAUUUUACAUUAUAAGCCAGAAGAAUAUAUCAAUCCCUUGAUAAAGAAUAGAAACGAAUGAUCUCGUCCUAACGUUCCGACCUUGUAUUAAUGAAAGCUUACCUGUCGUCAGUCGCCACAAAUGAAAUUGAAAAAUUCCCACGAGAUUAAACGAAUAAAAUCGCACGGCUAUAUUCUAGGUAAGAUGGAAUGGAUUUUUGAAAGAGUCUCUCAAAUUGCUAGCCUCCCGAAUUAGAACACAGUUCUUAGCUAUUUUUUCUUCGUAAAUCAAACAUUUAUUACUAGCAUAGUGUCCAACACCAUGAGUCAUCAUUAUAUGCAACAUUUAAUGUAGUCUUAUCUAGAGACAUACUUUUCAUCCCAUCCUAUACGGCAAGAUAUUGAUGAGCAAAACUGUUAUAUUGAUCUAACGGCAGAAGUAAUGUGCGAAAUAUUAUGUAAAAUAUAAAGUAUAGACAAUUGUACGUGUUAUUUAGUGACGAAUGAAUCAAAAAACAGAACGCAGAAUUAUUCUAAUACUUGUUUUGGCCGUCAGGAAAUUUAAAAAAAGAAAACAAAAGAAAUGUACUUGAACUUAGUGUAGAAUAAUAAAUGAUUAACUCAAAGUCAACAACGUAAAA